AUGUCCAACAUCUUCGGCAAUCUGAACAAUCAGCCUAAGCCCGCAGGCUCCAACAUCUUUGGUAACCUGGGCCAAACAACGACCACAACAUCGCAAACGACCCCUUCACUAUUCGGUGCAGCACCUACCACGACUACCUCAUCCGGCUUUUCCUUGUUUGGCACAGCUCCAGCAGCAUCUAGUGGAUCUCUAUUCGGUAAUCUAGGAGGCAACAAGACCACAGCACAAACCGCCCCAUCGCUAAGCGGCUCUACCCUGUUUGGCUCACCUGCCCCUUCACAGCCAGCACAACAGUCGAGCGGCGGCCUCUUUUCAGGCUUGUCCGGGGCGUCAAAGCCGCCAGCGCCAAACUUGUUCAAUGGUCUAUUCGGAGCUCAAAAUCAAGCACAACAGCCGGCCUCAGGAACUGCCACGUCGCAGCCUGCACCGACGCAAUCGCUCUUUGGCGGGCUAGGUCAGCAGCAACAGCAACAGCCUGAGCAAACGCAGCAGCAGCAGCAACCGCAAAAUGGUCCAUCAGCGCAGGCAGCGUACUUCGACCACCUGCUCGAGCGCGGCAAGAAGAGGAACAUGCAGGAUGGGGCGAGCGUAUUUGGGGAGCUGCCCAGCUUACAGUUGGGGCUUGGGGACAUAGCGCGCAAGGUCAGGAAUUUGGGGACUGGUGGGCCUAGCGCGCAGGCCGCAAAGGGGGACAGCAGGGCUCAUUACCUCCUUGCAGCGUCAGGCGUUCAGACAGGUCCUGCUCUCCGCGAGCUCAACUCCUUCAGCGUUUCGGCCGGCGUUGGCGCCCCAUCCUCGCUCCCACCCGUAGACACUGACCUGGACGCGUACGUCUCGAAUCUUCGCACACAGUCCACACUCGAUCUCAUUGCGGAAGGCUUGGAGCAGUCCAAACGUGACUUCGACAAUUUCUUGGAGGAGAAUGUCCAGAUUGAAUGGGAUGCGCAGCGUAGGAAGAUAUACGAGCAUUUUGGGUUAGUGAGGAAGGACGAGCCGCUCAACCUUAGCACCAAUGGCGCCUCGACCAGCACACCCGCACAACGAGGCGCAUUUGGGAGAUCGUCGCGCAGAGCAAGGCCUUUGAAUGCGUCUGCGUUCGGCGCUUCUGGCAUGGCCCGGUCGGUGCUUGGGGCUGCGCCAGGCACUGUGACCGAGCAAGGCGAAAAACCCCCAGAAGACAGGUUCUCGAGAGAGAAGCAAGAGAAGUACUCCGAGAAGGUCAAGCAACUCAACACGCUGAGACAGGAUGGCUACGUCUAUCCUGUAAUACAGAACUUUGCUGAGGUGGAGGCACAAGCGGGAGUUGAUAGCACGUCCCAGUUGGUCGACGCGUACAAGGCGUUGGUCGACAUAACAGGUGAAGAUGCGAGCAAGCAACUACAGUCCGAUGCUGGUGCAGUCAAGGAGCGACAGUACGCAAAGGACUAUCUAGACGAGGCGCCGAAUUCGCAACGAAGUAUAGCUAUCCGGAAGCGGAUCCUGGACGGCUCGCGCAGGUUCUUGGAGAAAUCAUUCUACCGUCAACUUGAAGCUGCAAUAGCAAAAAACCCGCGGGAAGCCAAUCUUGGUGGCGUCCCAUCCACUUUGAACAAGAUUCGUGCCUACAUCCGACUCCGCUCUGCGAGGAAAGAACUAGGUGCCGACAAUGUGCAACUUCAAAUGCUCGGCGACGACUACUGCUGGGUUCUGAUCUUCUACCUCCUGCGAUGUGGUCUUGUCAGAGAAGCGGCACAGUACGUCAUGGACAAUGAGCGUGCCAUGAAGAGCAUGGACCGGCCAUUCCCACAGUUCAUGAUGGCCUACGCCAACAGCGAAGACAGGCGCUUGCCGCCGGACAUGCAGAGGUCCAUUAGCGGCAUAUACAACCAGCGCGCCCAUGUAGCGGUGGACGAAACUCAAGAUCCGUACCGUUUGGCCUGCUAUAAAAUCCUGGGUCGCUGCGAGCUAAGCAAACGUAGCUUCGACAGGAUCAACCAAGGCAUGGAAGACUGGGUAUGGUUGCAGUUCAAUCUUGCUCGAGAAGUCAGCCGCGUAGAGGAAUCAGCAGGAGAGGCAUUCGGCCUUGAGGAUCUUAGGGCUACGAUCAAAGAGAUAGGCCAGCGGCACUUUCCCGCCGGAUCAGAAGCCGCUGGGGGUGGAGCGGUGUACUUCUUCCUGCAAAUACUUUCUGGGCUGUUUGAAGAAGCUGUCGCGUAUCUGUAUCGGCACAACUACGUGUCAGCAGUGCAUUUUGGUAUAGCGCUGGAUUACUACGGUCUGCUUCGCGUCUCGGACUUCAACGUUGCCGGGUCAGAUCUCUUGACCUAUACAACCAAGAAUCAGCCUCAGAUCAACUUCGCCCGCAUGAUAGGAAUGUACACAGCCGACUUCCGUGCGGCAAAGGCUGAGACGGCUGUCGAUUAUCUCGCUCUCAUCUGCCUAAACGCUGAUCUGCCCGGACAACUAGGUCAAUCACAGGCCACAGUGUGUCACGAAGCACUGACCGAGCUCGUACUGGAAACGCGCGAGUUCGCGCAGUUGCUCGGCGAUAUCAGGAGUGAUGGCUCCCGAAUCCCAGGAUGCAUAGAACAGCGAAUGAGAGUGAUCAAGGUUGCCGAUCAACGAACCUUUCUCAAGAGCAUCACCGUUCGAGCAGCCUCAGUAGCCGACGACAGCGGCCGCAUCGCUGACGCGGUGCUUCUAUACCAUCUCGCAGAGGAGUACGACAACGUGGUCACCAUCCUUAACCGCACCCUUUCCGAAGCCUUAGCAGUCGACCUAGGCCAAGACUCCAUGCGCCUCGAGCCCCUGCGGCCCCGUCAACCCCAAUCCAACUCCCCAGGCCAGCAGCAGAUCCAAGACAGCAACAGCAGCCUCAGUCUCACAAGCGUUGAAGACCCCGCCAUCCUCGCCCAAAACUUCGUGCGUGUUUACGAACGCAACGCCAUGUACGAGCGCAAGAUCCGGGCCGAGAAUCGCGACGUCCUGAGGCUCCUCCUUAAGAUCAACACCGUCAAAACGCACAUCUCCGCCGGCCAGUGGGACGCAGCUCUCGACGCCGUCGUGGAGACCUCGCUACUCCCCAUCAACGCGAAUGGCUCGCUUCCAGCUAUCAGAGCUGCGGCGCAGAACUUCAACCAGAGCUCCACGGUGCUGUCGAAAUGUAUUCCGAACUUGCUUGUUUGGACGAUUCUGGCGUGUGGACGACAGAGGGAGCAUUUUCUGCAGGGGCAGUUUGAGCCGAAGGCGAAGGAGGAGAGGGCGGAGAAGUAUCUGUCCGUCGCUCGGGAUUUGAUGGUGUUUGCCGGGUUGGUUAGGUUUAGACUUCCGCCGAGGGUUAGUGAGAUGUUGGCGAGGGUUGGCCAGGAUGUUGGUGUUUGA
This is a messenger RNA of Coniosporium apollinis CBS 100218, 3360 nucleotides long. RefSeq lists its product as uncharacterized. The transcript has 5 exons. Gene Ontology annotation, cellular component: nuclear pore. The record is from RefSeq and is a predicted model, not a curated record. Gene Ontology annotation, molecular function: structural constituent of nuclear pore. NCBI's taxonomy places the organism in Eukaryota, Fungi, Ascomycota, Dothideomycetes. The coding region runs from base 1 to 3360 and encodes 1119 amino acids. Gene Ontology annotation, biological process: poly(A)+ mRNA export from nucleus; protein import into nucleus.